Molecule: messenger RNA, 2199 nt
Organism: Eimeria tenella
Lineage: Eukaryota; Apicomplexa; Conoidasida; Eucoccidiorida; Eimeriidae
Exons: 2
Coding region: 1-2199 (732 amino acids)
Source: RefSeq, a predicted model, not a curated record
AUGCAGCAGCAGCAACAGCAGGAGCAGCAACGGCAGCAGCAGCAACAGCAGCAACGGCAUCUCCAACCUCCAGCACAAACCACAGCAGCAGAUGGCGCUGCUGCUGCUGCUUCUGCAGCCAUAAACAGCAGCAGCUCUGCCGCCGGCCAGCAGCUGACCAGAAGACACCAAGCUAGGCUUGCUCAGAACAGCAGCAACUGCAGCAGCAGCAACUGCAGCAGCAGCAAUUGCACUGCAGCACAGUUACACCUAGAUCUUUGUGAGAGUUCUUUUGACUCAUAUCGACAACGCAGCGGCAGCAGCGACAGCAGCAACUGCUGCUGGCAGCAGCAGCAACAGCAGCAACAGCAGCAGCAGCGAAAACGGCGAGCGACGGGCGCUGCUGCUCUGCUGCAGCGUGCUUGUCUUGUCCUGCUGCUGUUCAUAUAUAUCUGCUGCUCGCUUGCUGCCUGUGGCUUCCGUUUGCUGCUGAGGGGCUUUAGGGCUGUAGUUCGGACACGCCAGCAGCAGCAGCAGCAGCAGCAGCAGUUAGCUGCUGCAGCAACAGAAGGCACCCUAGCUCGGGGAGCUGCAGAAGCAGCAAAAGCAGCUGGCGCUGCAGCAGUUGCUGCUGCAGCGCCACCCCACUUGUUGGUUGUUUUUAGUAGCGACGAGCUGCUGCUGCUCAAAGCGGCCGAGAGGCUGCGUGCUGCUUCGGCUGCAGCAGCAGCAGAAAGCCCUAAAACAGCAGCAGCAGCUGCAGCAGCAGAUAGCAGCAUUUGCGUUAGGGAGCUGCUGCUGCCUGCUGUUGUUGCUGCCUUUGCUGCGGGGCUGAGGCACCUUUCCUUCAGUGACGCCCCGGGCAUAUCUGCACUGCAGCAGCACAAGCAGCAGCUGCUGCUGCUACUGCAGCAGCUGGGCUUCGAGACUUGGGAGCAGAUUUCAAACCAGCAGCAGCAGCAGCAGAAGCAGAAGCAGUCGCUGCAGGAGCGGUGCUGCUCCCCCCUGCAGCAGUUUCCGCUGCCGCUGCAUUCCCCUACGGCAAUUUGUGUUCGACGCCGGCAGCAGCAGCAGGAGCAACAGCAGCAGCAGCAGCAACAACAGCAGCAAGACGAUAAUGAUGUGCUUCAAGUUCGGUUUUUAUGUGGCUGCAACGGGCUGCCAGAGCUGCUUAGCCUGUACGCAGCAAAUCGUUUGCUGCCAACCAGCAGCAGCAGCAGCAACAGCAGAAGCAGCAGCACCAGCUACUGCUGCAGCAGCAUCAGCGGCUCGAGGUGCAGCAGCAGGAGCACAAAGUGCUGCUGCUGCGGCAGCGAUAGGCUGAUCAGCAGCUGCCUGUGCUGCUGCAGUGGCAGCAGCAGCAGCAGGAGCAGCAGCAGAGACUGCAGCCCGGCGCGAAGCAGAAGCGUGAGCCAAGAUGCUGCAGCAACAACCAGCAGCAGCAGAAGCAGCGAAAGCAACAGCAGCAGCAACAGAGACACUCCUCGCGAGUGGCAGCAAACUAGCACUUGCAGCAGCACAGCAUGCACGACGGCGCUGCAGGAGCUUCCUGCCGCUGCUGCUGGUGCGGAGGAGCAGCAGGACUGCAGCAGCAAGGCCCGCAGCAGCAGCAGCAGCAGCAGCAAGUACAAGCUCCCCAGCGAGGACGUGAUUAGCGCUGCUGCACUGUACAGACAGCUGUCCGCAGGGGGCAGUUUUCCCCCUCCCCGUUGUUUGCUGCGGGCGGAAGUGCCGCUGCUGCUGCUGCUGCGGAGUGCAGCAGCAGCAGCUGCAGCAGUCCUCGCUGCUGCUGCAGCCCAGGCGGCUCGGCGCGUAACAAGAGCCAUCAAGCCCACAUCUGUCCCAAACCAGCAGCAGCAGCAGCAGCACCAGCAGCAGCAGCGCACGGCGACGCUUCGCCAGCUGCUGCAGCAGCUGCUGCUGCUGCUGCAGCUGCUGCUGCCGGCCUUUCUGCGGCGGCUGCAAGAAGAGCUGUCCCCUUUCGGGUGUCUGUCUCCUUUUUCUGCAUGCAGCGUCCCCCCGCUGCUGCUGGCGGAGGCAGAGCUCUUUGGCCGCCGCGUGCAGCAGCAGCAGCAGCAGCAACAGCAGCAGCAGCAGCAGUGGCCUCAGAGGGACCCACGCCUGCUGCAGCAGCAGCUGCAGCAAACAGGGAACAUGGCAGCAGCAGUUCAAUCUGCUCUACGGGCAUUCACCGGGAGGCACCUGCGGCUCGGCCGGUGA